Nicotiana attenuata is the source of this 1582-nucleotide messenger RNA. RefSeq names its product serine/threonine-protein kinase CTR1-like. Gene Ontology annotation, molecular function: ATP binding; protein binding; protein kinase activity. NCBI's taxonomy places the organism in Eukaryota, Viridiplantae, Streptophyta, Magnoliopsida, Solanales, Solanaceae. Gene Ontology annotation, biological process: protein phosphorylation. The coding region runs from base 282 to 1460 and encodes 392 amino acids. The record is from RefSeq and is a predicted model, not a curated record. The transcript has 11 exons.
AUAUAUUCCUCUGAAUUUUAAGAUGAAGUGGACGAAUUGAAAACACCAAAAUGAACGUGAAUCUAAGGAUCUUGGAUUCAGGAGUCAGGACCGAAGCCUGGGGUCGAAGAAUAUACAAGAACUAAGCAAACUUCGUUAAAACCCAAAAUCCAUUUCUUCGACUAAAUCGCCACUCUUUUUCAUAACAAGAAACGUCUCUAUCUCACACAUGCGCGCACAAAGUAUCUUUCUGUUUAUGUUCUGAACCUAAUUUGGUCUAAGAGUAAAGAUUGUAGAGAGAUAUGGAGAGUCCAUUAGUAAUGCGCCAUAAAGAUUCAUCAGAUAUUGGGCGUUUAGACAUGCAGCUGAUCGGGACGUUCUUGAGUUUCGCGUCAAGGGGGGAUAGAGUUGGCCUAAACCAGAUGUUGAGGCAAGGUAUUUCUCCCAAUGUGCAGGACUAUGAUAAACGAACUGCUCUCCAUCUUGCUGCUAGUGAAGGCCACGCCUCCAUUGUUGAGCUUCUUUUGGCUUACAAAGCUGAUGUUAAUCUCAAUGAUAGGUGGCGACGCACUCCCUUGACAGAUGCGAAAUUGUAUGGGCAUCGCGACAUAUGCAGGAUCCUUGAGGUCUAUGGUGGCAAGGAUUCCAACAGUGAUCAUCCUUUGACUGUUCGGCGCGAAGAGGAUUCAGUUGAAGUGAAUAUUGACAUAUCUGAACUGAACUUGCAGCACUCAUCAAUCAUUGAGCAGGGUUUAUUUGGGGAGUCGGAAAAGGUCAAAUGGCGUGGAACAUGGGUGGUCAAAACAGUAAUCAAAAGGGUGUUCUCUGCAAAGGUCAAUACUUUGCUGAGGGAACUUCGACAUCCAAAUAUUCUACAGUUUCUUGGAUCAAUUGUGCAUGGAGAUGAAAUGAUCUUGAUCACUGAGUAUUUGCCAAAAGGGAAUUUGCAAGAUAUUUUGAGAAAGCGCCUUGACCCCCCAACUGCUUUGCGUUAUGCGCUUGACAUUGCUAGGGGAAUGAAUUACCUCCAUCGGCACAAGCCUUUGCCUAUAGUUCACAAUAACUUGCAUCCGAAGAACUUGUUACUAGAUGAAGGUGGGCACUUGAAGAUUGGCGAAUAUUGGGUUCAAAUAUUGGAUAACCGGAUAUAUGCAAAUCAAGAUUGUUGCCAAUUAAACAACGGAUGCAACUUUAUCAGUCAUUUGUCUCAUGACAUUAGCAAAGAUAUUUAUUCAUUUGGUCUCAUCUUUUAUCAGAUGCUGGAAGGAAAACAAAUAACUGACAGGAUUUCUGAUUUGGAGAAAAAGCUGUAUACAGGUCGAUACCCCAGCAGAAUUCUUCAGUUAAUAGAGGACUGCACCAACACAGUUCCUUGUACGAGACCAUCAUUUGCUACUGUCAUAGAAAUCCUAGAAGAAGUCUCUUUAUUAUCACGAAAAGCAGGUUGUCCGCCGUGUAACAAAAGCAAAAGCCCUAAGUAGAGAAAUUUGCUUAGUAGUAUUAAUAAGUCAGUGAAAAGUUUAUGAGUUUUCCUACUUGACUUUCAUCUUUUUGACUGUGUUAUUGUUUAUGAAUUCUUCCUUUUUCUUAUCUUUUAGUAUUA